Molecule: messenger RNA, 5701 nt
Organism: Bombyx mori (domestic silkworm)
Lineage: Eukaryota; Metazoa; Arthropoda; Insecta; Lepidoptera; Bombycidae
Gene: hrg
Product: poly(A) polymerase type 3
Exons: 14
Coding region: 381-2243 (620 amino acids)
Cellular component (GO): nucleus
Molecular function (GO): RNA binding; poly(A) RNA polymerase activity
Source: RefSeq, a predicted model, not a curated record
GUUACUCUGAUAGUAUCUUAUACUAAGAGUUAAUAAAAAUGACCAAUGUACACACAUAUUGACCAAAAAAACAUUCAACUCAUUUCAACAAAAAAUUCAACGACAUCGUUUCAGAAAUAAUAGAAAUUAAAAAACAUUUGAAAACUGGCAAUAUUAAAACGCCAUCUUCUAAAAUGGCUGCCUUGUUGUUGGCGACUGUUAGGUGCUUGUUUAGAAAUUAGUGUUUAUUUCGUUCAGUUUGUGUGUGUUUUGUUAAUAUAGUAUACAGUGAUGCGCGGAUAAUAAUUUGAAAUUUAAUGUCUUGAAUCGAAGAUUCACCAACGGGAGAGCAUUUUAACAUCACUCCCAACUUAUUUAGUAAUAGUUGAGACCCAGCCAAGAUGUCAAAGAUGUGGCCUGCGUCCCAAUAUUCUCACACAAACACCCAGCCUAUAAAGGCUACGAAUGAACACCAGAACCAGCAAAAUCUGAAGACCUUGGGCAUGACCUCUGCAAUUUCUACAGCAGGGCCUAAACCAAUCGAUAUAGAAAAAACGAAUGAUCUUAAAGUUUCUCUGACACCCUUUGGAGUUUUUGAGUCCGAAGCAGAGAUGCACCAUAGGAUGGAAGUUCUUGGUGCUUUACAUCGUCUGGUGAGGCAAUGGAUAAGAGAUGAGUCUUUAAGAAAAAACAUGCCGCCUAGCGUCGCUGAUACUGUCGGUGGAAAUAUUUAUACUUUUGGAUCUUAUAGACUAGGGGUUCAUCAUCGCGGUGCCGAUAUAGACGCAUUGUGCGUUGCGCCUCGUCAUAUAGAAAGAUGCGACUAUUUCUUAACGUUUUAUGACCUUUUAAAGCAACAACCACAGGUUAAAGAUUUGCGAGCUGUUGAAGAUGCUUUCGUGCCUGUUAUCAAAAUGAAUUUUGACGGAAUUGAAAUUGACUUACUUUUUGCCAGAUUAGCCCUCAAGGAAAUACCUGAUUCCUUUGAUUUGAGAGACGAUAUGCUGCUUAAGAAUCUAGAUCAGAAAUGCGUACGUUCACUGAAUGGAUGUCGCGUUACCGACGAAAUUCUACGUCUCGUACCUAACAUAAACAACUUCCGACUGACGCUCAGAGCUAUUAAACUGUGGGCCAAACGUCACGGCAUUUACUCAAACACCCUGGGAUACCUGGGUGGCGUAUCCUGGGCCAUGCUAGUCGCCCGAACCUGUCAGUUGUAUCCCAACGCAUUGCCUGCCACUCUAGUCCACAAGUUCUUCUUGGUCUUCAGCCAGUGGAAGUGGCCCCAACCGGUCUUGCUAAAACAGCCCGAUCAUGUCAACCUAGGUUUUCCUGUUUGGGAUCCAAGGGUGAACGUAGCCGACAGAUACCACCUAAUGCCCAUCAUCACGCCCGCAUACCCUCAGCAGAACUCCACAUUUAACGUCUCAGCUUCAACUAGAACAAUCAUCAUGGAAGAGUUUAGACUUGGGCUUGCAGUGACCGACGAGAUAAUGCUCGGCAAAUGCGGCUGGGAGCGUCUAUUCGAGGCUCCGAAUUUCUUUUCCCGCUACAAACACUUCAUAGUGCUGUUGGCUUCCUCCGCUAGCGCCGACGAUCAGCUGCAGUGGUGCGGACUCAUUGAAAGCAAGAUACGUCAUCUUAUCGCUACACUGGAACGCAAUCAACAUAUAACGAUAGCUCACGUUAACCCGGAGUGCUAUAAUUCAGUGCCGCUGAACACCAAUAAUGGGCAACCAUUAGCCUUACCACCCGGGUCAACCAUACCCCGCGAGACAUCGCCAGAGUUGAACAAAAAUGACAAAGGCGAAGUGGUGGUGAAUCAUUGUUCGAUGUGGUUCAUUGGUUUGGUAUUCGAGAAGACAAAUGUAAACGUCGAUCUGACUUACGAUAUCUCUUCGUUCACCAAGGCUGUGCUAUACCAGGCUGAAAAUACGAAUAUGCUGCGAGAGGGACUCACUAUUGAGGCUCGUCACGUCCGUCGCAAGCAGCUGCACCAGUAUCUGUCGGCCUCACUGCUGUGCCGCCGCGAGCGCACCGCCUCCGGGAACAAAAGGAAACCCGACGGUGCUCUCACACACCCGCCCAAGAAGAGUAAACGACUGUCGGAAAGUAGCACGGACGAAGUCAGCAUCUUAUCAUACAAUGACGACUCGAACUCUUCAAACCUCUGCGAAGUAAACAUCCAGAACGGUUCUGCUAAUGGGACGGCGGAGACUCCGAAGGCCGACGCCUCUACAUCUAGUACUAUAGCGUGCACAUAGCAUUACGAAGCCUGGCGCCAGCGGUUCAUUUACGGCACCGAUACCGUCAAGACGAACAAACUGAGGCGCUUCUAAUUGAUAAAGGACAUUACAAACAUGAGUGGUACAGUGAUAUUAAAACUAAUAAGUGAUGUGAUCGUGGUCUUAGGUAACGAAGCAAUAAUGUGUUUUGUGAUUAUCGGAAUGGAAUCUUUGGUGAUUGUCAGGUGAGUCUUGUUGCUAUAUCGGGCUCUUCAAAGCUUUGUGUGACUUAUCUUUUUUGAGCCAACAGUAUCUUAAAACACAUGAAAAGUUUAUCGGAUCAGACACAAUAUGAAGACGAAUAGGCACUGUGGACACGUGAGUUAACUGUAUGAUUAGCGAAUUUAUGUGUUAGAAAUAAAUAAUUUGUAUGUAGUUAAGAUGGUAUUUUAGAUCAAAUUUGUCAGUCUUAAGUAGAACAAAUUUGUACUAAAAUGUAACGAUUGCCUAAAUUUAAGGGCUUAGAUUGGAUGAAUUUGUUAAAUACUGUCUGCCAAAUUUGUGGAUUUUGUUGUUUUGAUUUUGUAAUGUUGCAUGUCACUCACAGUUGACCACCUCUCAUAAUUCAGGAUUAACGCCCCCGGUUUGUGAGUCCAGGUUGAUAGAUAUUCAUAUAAAAUAAAUAAUAACGGUAUGACCCAGACUGACAAUAAAGGUUAUAAGUUCACAAUUGGACAUAUAACCGAUAUUUUUGGAAAGUCAUGUGUAUGUAACAUGAAUUCUCUAUUAUGUCUCACUAGUAGGUAAGUGUUAAACUUGACUAUCAGGUAAGCUGAUUGGAUUGUGUUGUAACUCUGAGUGACUUUUCUAUGUAGAAGUUUGCAACUUAGUAGGAACAUAUUGGUAUUUUAAUAUUGUGGGGACGAGGUCCAUUAUUGUAUGAUGGGUCUUGUGUUUCAGGUAUCCGGUGGGACGGAUUCCGGCGCCAAGUAAGUUUGGUUCCUUCAAUUUUAUAGAAUAGUGUCUUUUGCAAGAGUAAUAUUAUUCAGUGCUUUGUUGUGUUUAGUCCAAAUGGUACUUAACCAUUAUCAAAUUUACUGUUUUUAUUGACUACUUAGUGUGAAAUGUGUCUGGAUUAUGUCGAGUUUCAGGCUUAUCGCAAUUAAGGGAACGUACCCAUACUACGUGACCCGUUUAGGGGGGGGAGCGGAGUCUUUAAAAUACUACGGUCAGUCACAGGAGCGGGGGGUGGCUCAGGUUUUUGUCACGUAGUCGAUUUUAGUGAGACAAAUCUCGUAUUUUUUCGACCUAUAUUCGAAUAUAGCGCGCAGUGUUUAGCGCUUUGUAAACUCACAGUUGGUGGCGCUGAGUAAAGACGAGCAUGAACCAAUUUUUUUUUUUUUAGUUUUUGCCUGUGGAAUGAUUAAAGAUCAUAAUUAUGAAUUACUACGUGAAAGGGGGGAGGGGGGGGGGUCUUGGCAUAUACUACGAGUGAUCACCGAGGGGAGGGAGAGGUCGAAAAAAUAAAAACAUAGGUCACGUAGUAUGGGUACGUUCCCUAAUACUCUUUAGUUUAAUCAUCCGGGUGCUAGUGAAGGCUAUGAUAAAAAACAAACGCUAUUUACAUUUCUGUGUGUCUCUUUGACACUGCUCCUUACUCAACACAAGACACAAUAAAACAAUUUUGUUUUGUUACACAAAUUGGGAAUGUGAGUAGAUAAAUUUUUUUCCUGGAAUUGAUUGAAUUCAACACCUUAUCACACAUAAGUCAGUCUAUAAAUUCAAUGAAGGAUUUAUACACGAGUAUACUCUUGCGAAAGACAGUAAAGUACAAAGUGGAAGAAAUAAUCUAUUUUUGUUUUCUAUUUUACGAUAUUCCAUCGAAUAGCGUUUGCUCGACAACUCAAUUUGAAAAGAUGUAAAUAUAUUAUGUAGAAAUGUUUUUUGAAAAAUUCAUGUAGGUGUUUGAUCAUUGAAAAUUUGCAAAUUUUACUUGUCGGACCACGUAAUUUUUAUGAUGAAUGUUGAUACAGACGAGAAAUACUUUGACAGAAAUAACUAGGCAGUCUGUUCCAAAAAGAUUUUCAACUAAAACAUAUAAUUAAAACCGUUGAAACAUUGUACUGUGUAGGUCAUUGUGAACUUUGGUAACAUUUAUAGGACGCACAUCAUUUUUAAAACAUAUUGCUUAUACAUUUUGAUUGUACUACAAUGUUGCACUUGAUGUUAAGGACAUUGUAGUCUCCUUGCCCUUACUUUCAGCAGUUGCCAGCUUUUAGUUGGUGUAGUUCCCUUCUAACAUUGUUUCUUUGUCCUAUGUUUGUCGAUGGGGUGAUUCAAUCUAGUGAGCUUUGUAGUUCAUUUGCACAGGCAGUGCAGAUGUAGAUGAACGCUGAGUCAUGAUAACAAAAUGUUUAUUACAGAGAAAUAAUAAUUAUAUUCUACAACAUGUUAAUUUAUAUGAAUAACAUGUUGUUCUUGUGUGUAAUAAACAUAUUAUUUUCAUCAGUUCACCGAAUUAUGCUUCUUAAUUUUUUCCUUAGUUUCUCAUACUAAAUGAAUAUAGAAAUAACUUUGUUCUUUAAAAAAACUCAAAUUCUAGCGUCCUCGUAUAGGUUGUUUUAGUUUUGUAUACUAGCAAGCCAGAAUAUGGUUGCCAGGACUCAUAGUUUCUUGAUAUACGUUGGAGUCUUUCAUUUCAAUGAGCAAUUCAUAUUAUUUUAAUAGUUUACGAGCGAUACAAUAAAUAUGCAAAAAUACUUAAGGUACAUGGCAUUUUUUUGUCAGUCCAUUCUUGUUGAAUUAAUGAGUGAUGAGAUGAGAUUGUUUUUUUUUUUUGUUAAUUUUGUAUUAACUUUUUUGAGUGGUCGAGUGACAAAUCAGUGUUCAAAACAGUAUACACAUAAAUCUGUUUGUAGUUUCUUCUACUUUUCAAGAUGUCCAGGGUAAUAAUUUUUUUAUAGUCUUUUUAUGUUGCCGUUUCAUUUUGUUUAAUUAUUUUUUCGGCUGCAUUUCUUUUGUUCACUGAAAUUAGAACGUGACAAUGCUGCUGUAAGGUUUAUUUUUGUGUAACACGUGUCUUCAUCUCGGAAGCGUUUAGCGUACAAGUUGCCAUGUCAAUAAAUGAUUUUGUUUUUCGGUACUGGCAACAUUUAAAAUUUAUGAAAUUUCCAUUGACGCUUUGUAAUUCGAAAUCGCAAUUUUGAAUGUUUUCUCUCAUCAAUUUACUGAGUCACAUAAUUUCUAUUGUAAAUACUUUUAAAUCAAAAUAAGUCUUACACCAGUACUCGUUAGAUGUCAACGUUCUUUGGACUAGUUUUUAAAAUGAAAUGAUUCCACCUAGUUGAUAAGACUCAAAAUGUAGUUGUCGUUAAAUAUGUUUCUCUAAUUUAAGUUGUAAAUAAGUAGUGAAUUGAUUAUUAUAUAUGAAAAUAUAUAUCUGGACAAAAACGAUAUAAAAUUGAAAAAAAAAAGAAUAAAUGUACAUAUAAAAAGGA